This is a messenger RNA of Chaetomium globosum CBS 148.51, 5073 nucleotides long. RefSeq lists its product as uncharacterized. The transcript is spliced from 6 exons. Gene Ontology annotation, molecular function: protein binding; ATP binding. Bases 1 to 5073 code for a protein of 1690 amino acids. Gene Ontology annotation, biological process: mitotic chromosome condensation. Gene Ontology annotation, cellular component: chromosome. NCBI's taxonomy places the organism in Eukaryota, Fungi, Ascomycota, Sordariomycetes, Sordariales, Chaetomiaceae. The record is from RefSeq and is a predicted model, not a curated record.
AUGUCAACACGGCCAACGCGGCGGGCCACUCGGCGCACCGCCGUCAUCGAAUCCUCGGACGAGGACAUGCCCGACGCGCCCCAAGAUACCGAGGACAGCGGAGAUGACUUCACACCUGCACCGGCAGUGACACCCCGACGUGCAGCCGGCAGGAAGAGGACCGCCGCAGAAACACCAACGCCAGCUCCACCAGCAGUGCCAGCACCAGCCCCUAAGCGUCGAGGUCGGCCUCCUAAGAAGAGCAGCGCUCCGGCACCCUCGGCACCCUCCAUCGAAUCAAGCGAAGUUCUCGACCCCGAUCAGACAGUAGCUUCAACAUCCACAGCCACAACCACAGCGCCGGACGAAGACGAGGAGGAUGUCGCACCCAAAAGGCCCGCCCCCGCCCAAACCCCGAUUGGGCGGAGGAGUCUUGCCCCCCGUGCGAGCAAGUCGGCUACCCCAGAGCUGCAACCUCCCAAGCGCUCGCCAAAAAUGUCGGUGUCACCGGCCAACCUCCAUAAUGUCCCGUUGGCCGAUAUCACGACCACCGCCGCCAACGAACAGCGCCGCCAAGAAGACGAGACGAUGCUGGCAGCUGCCAAGCCCAUCAAAGCCAUGGACACAGUCCUCGAGAAGCCCAUGGACAUCAUCCUCAAGUCGCGCACUAUGGCUAUCCCGACCGUCGAGGAAACUGGGCCGAAGGCGCGCACCGUCAUUACCAAGCUCGUCCUUACAAACUUCAAGAGCUACGCCGGGACACAGGAAGUGGGACCUUUCCACGCCUCUUUUUCAUCCGUCGUCGGGCCGAACGGUUCUGGCAAAUCCAAUGUCAUCGACUCCUUGCUCUUCGUCUUUGGUUUCCGAGCCAGCAAGAUGAGACAGGGUAAAAUCUCCGCCUUGAUUCACAACUCGGCCCAAUAUCCAAACUUGACCCACUGCGAGGUUGCCGUGCACUUUUGCGAGGUUAUGGACCAACCUGGUGGAGGGUCCGAGGUCAUCCCCGGAUCCGACAUGAAGAUCUCGCGCAAGGCAUUCAAGAACAACUCGAGCCAAUACUACAUUGACGACAAGAACUCCAACUUCACAACUGUGACGACAUUACUCCGCGACCGUGGUGUGGAUCUAGACCACAAGCGCUUCUUGAUUCUCCAGGGUGAGGUUGAGUCCAUCGCCCAGAUGAAGGCCAAGGCGGGCAACGAGCAUGAGGAUGGCUUGCUCGAAUAUCUGGAGGACAUCAUUGGCACAUCCAAGUACAAGACGCCGAUUGAGGAGGCCGCCGCCGAGGUCGAAACCCUCAACGAAAUCUGUGUAGAAAAGAGCGGCCGUGUCCAGCAUGUGGAGAAGGAAAAGAACGGGCUUGAGGACAAGAAGGAAAAGGCCCUGGCAUACAUUCGUGACGAAAACGAGCUUGUUAUGAAGCAAUCUGCGCUGUACCAGCUCUACGUCGGCGAAUGUGAUGACAAUAUCGCCGUCACGGAGGAAGCGAUUGGCCAGAUGCAGGCCGAGCUUGAUGCGGAACUCGAGAAACAUCACGGCAGCGAGCAGAUUAUCAAGCAACUGGAGAAGGGCUACUCGAGAGGUAGUAAGGAAUAUGAUGCUCAGGAUAAGGAAGCCCAAGCCUUGAUCAAGGAGAUGACCAAGUUUGAUCAAGAACGCGUCAAGUUCGACGAGAAGCGAAAGUUCCUUGCGGAUAAGCGGAAGAAGCUAGAGAAAACCAUCGCCAACGCCGAAGGUUCCACCUUUGAAGCCGAGCAGACCAUCGAGCAGUGCGCAAAUGAUAUCGAGACUUGGGCUGAAGAGAUCGUCGCGCUCGAGCAGCGGGUUAAGGAGGAGGAGGCCGAACUCGCGGUCAUCCGCGACAGCCUGAAGGGUAAAACCCAGCAUCUCUCUGAUCAAAUUGCUGCAAAGCAAAAAUCACUAGAGCCUUGGAAGGACAAGAUCAACCAGAAGCAAUCCGCCAUCGCCGUGGCCGAGAGCGAGAUGGCCAUUCUUCGAGAGAAGGCCAGCGCCGGCGCCGUCGCGCUCGAGGAGAUGCAAGCCAAGAUUGCGGCCAUUGAAGAGAGCCAGGAAGCCAAGGCGGAGGAACUCAAGCAAUGCCAGGCUGAAAAGGCGGCCCUCCAAAAGGAGGGCAGGAGAGCCGUCACGGAGUUGGAGAAGCUCACCCAGGAAGAACCCAAACUACGCGCGCAGCUUUCGAACGCCCGGCAAAAGGCCGACGAGGCCCGGUCGAGCCUUUCCGCCACCCAGACACAGGGAAAUGUUCUCACUGCGCUGAUGCGUAUGAAGGAGUCCGGCCGUAUCGACGGCUUCCACGGCCGUCUUGGGAACCUCGGCGCCAUCGAUCAGAUGUAUGAUGUCGCCAUUUCGACAGCCUGUGGCGCGCUCGACAACUUCGUCACCGACACCGUUGAGGCGGGUCAGCAGUGCAUCGAGUACUUGAGGAAGACCAAUCUUGGCCGCGGUAACUUUAUCUGCCUCGACAAGCUGAGGUCCCGCGACCUGUCUCAAAUCCAAACACCCGAAAAUGCGCCACGUCUGUUUGAUCUCGUCAAGCCCAAGGAUGACAAGUUCCGGCCAGCAUUCUACCACGCGCUGCAAGACACUCUUGUAGCUAAGGAUCUGGCCCAGGCAAACCGCAUCGCUUACGGUGCCAGGCGAUGGCGCGUUGUCACCCUGGCCGGUGAACUGAUCGACAAGUCCGGUACCAUGUCUGGAGGUGGCUCUACAGUCAAGAAGGGGCUCAUGUCUUCGAAGCUUGCGUCUGGUACCAGCAGGGAGCAGGUCUCCAGAUUUGAGGCGGACCGCGAUGAGCUGGAACAAGCGUUCCAGGAGUUCCAGGAGCGGCAGCGAGAGCUCGAGGCCAGGAUUCGUUCUCUCAAAGAGCAGAUCCCCGAGCUUGACACCAAGAUGCAAAAGAUCAACCUCGAAGUAGAAAGUUCGGCUAGGAAGUUGGCCGAUGCCCAGCGCAGAAUUAAGGAACUCGCCAAGGAGCACCAGCCGUCCAAGACUGACGAUAGCCGCAUCGUUACUCUCGAGAAGGAGAUCGCCAAGCUCAACAGAGACAUCGAGAGACUGCACGGCGAGACCUCGAGUGUAGAGGAAGAGAUCAAGGCCCUCCAAGACAAGAUUAUGGAGAUCGGUGGUGAGAAGCUCCGCGCUCAAAGAGCGACAGUGGACGCACUCAAGGAAGAAAUCACGUCGCAAAACGAGGAGGUGUCUAGUGCAGAAGUCCGGAAGGCCAAGGCGGAGAAGCAGAUAACCAAGCUCAGGAAGGACCAUACGAAGGCGUCAAAGGAGCUCGAGGCUGCUAUUCGGGACUCUGAGAAACUGGAAGCGGAGAUCCAGAAUCAGGGCGACAAGGCCGAGGACUACAAGACCAGGGUUGAAGAAGCCAAGGAAGCACUGGCGGCCAAAAAGCAAGAGCUUGCCGAGAUGAAGGCCGAGCUGGAUGGCAAAACUGCCGAACUCAACGAGACUCGGGCGAGUGAGAUCGAAAUGCGCAACAAGCUCGAGGAGAGCCAAAAGGUUCUCUCUGACAACCAGCGGAAGCGGUACCACUGGGAGGAAAAGCGCUCAAAGCUCGUACUCCAGAACAUUGCGGACCUUGAAUCCGGCAGCAGCGCUGCAGCCCCUGCGAGACCUCAAACGCCUCCAAACCCUCAAAACGAUGCCGGUGGCGACGACGACGAAGAUGUUGAAAUGGAAGAUGCGUCGGAUCAAUUAGAAGCUGAGGCUGAGGCCGAGGCUGAGGGCGAAGUUGAGACAGUGACCCAGUCGGCGCAUGAACAGCGGCGGCCGGCGCCUCUGGAGCUUCCACAGUACAGCAAAGACGAACUCGCAGACAUGAGCAAGAAGACCCUCCUCGGGGAAAUUGCAGCACUGGAGGAGAAGACGCAAAACGUCAACGUCGAUCUCGGUGUGCUCGCCGAAUACCGCCGCCGCGUCGAAGAACACGCCGCCCGAUCCUCGGACCUUGCCAGUGCCAUUUCACAGCGCGAUGCGGCCAAGAAGCGGUGCGACGACCUCCGCCGGCUGCGCCUCGAGGGCUUUAUGGAGGGCUUUAGCACCAUCUCGCUCCGGCUCAAGGAAAUGUACCAGAUGAUCACGAUGGGUGGCAAUGCCGAACUAGAACUGGUGGAUUCGCUCGACCCGUUCAGCGAGGGCAUCCUGUUCAGCGUGAUGCCCCCCAAGAAGUCGUGGAAGAACAUCGGCAACUUGUCUGGUGGUGAGAAGACGCUUAGCUCGCUGGCGCUGGUGUUUGCGCUGCACCACUACAAGCCGACGCCAUUAUACGUCAUGGACGAGAUCGAUGCCGCCUUGGAUUUCAGGAAUGUAUCCAUCGUGGCCAACUACAUCAAAGAGCGCACCAAGAACGCCCAAUUCAUCGUCAUCUCGCUCCGCAACAACAUGUUCGAGCUGGCCGCCCGCCUAGUGGGCGUCUACAAGGUCAACCACAUGACAAAGAGCGUGACCAUCGAGAACCGCGAUUACGUCCUGGGCCGCAACCAGCCCGGGCACGGCGGGCAGGGGCAGCAGCAGGGACAGCAGGGACAGCAGGCGAGAGGGCAGCAGCACCUGCAGGCGUCGCAACAACAGAUCGCCAUCAUGGUCACCAUGGUCAAGCUCAUUACUUCUCUUCUGGGUGCCGCUGUUGUUACAGCCACCGUUCUCCCCGUCCACGAGCUACAUGAUCUCGCCGUCGUGAACACUUCCACAACCCAGGGCCUCCAGGGUGGUUUCAUCCCGCACUGCUCAAUUCAUACCGUUGGCAAAGUCGGCGAGCUCAAGGGCCGCCUCCUCGGCAUGUGUGGCGAUGACCAGCCCCUCUCCGAGCAGCACAGCACCUGGCUCAACCUCAACCUGUGCCUGGCCAACGUCAAUGGCGUGGUGGUCUGGGGCGAUCACGGCCAAGCCCUCGAGAGCUGCACCUGCACGAGCCGCCACUUCGACACCCAGUUCAUCGAGUGCAACUGCCGGGACGGUCACGACGGCGUGUGGAAGGAUUCGGCGCUGGACCUCAACGAGGGCAUCCGCUACGACAUGGACCGCCACGUUAUCGCGUGCUAUGGCAAUCUGGGCGUCCUGAAUUAG